Messenger RNA from Saccharomycopsis crataegensis, 2280 nucleotides. RefSeq names its product Sda1p (gene SDA1). The coding region runs from base 1 to 2280 and encodes 759 amino acids. NCBI's taxonomy places the organism in Eukaryota, Fungi, Ascomycota, Saccharomycetes, Ascoideales, Saccharomycopsidaceae. Gene Ontology annotation, cellular component: nucleolus. Gene Ontology annotation, biological process: ribosomal large subunit biogenesis; ribosomal large subunit export from nucleus. The record is from RefSeq and is a predicted model, not a curated record. The transcript has a single exon.
AUGGCCCGUAAACAGAGAGCGGCUCUUUUGCCUACCAACAUUAUUCUUCUUCAGAAUCUUGUCAAGCGUGAUCCUUUGUCUUAUCGUGAAGAAUUUCUUCAACAGUAUGCUCAUUACGAGUCGCUUCGUGAUAUUCUUAUGGCCAGCUCCUCUUCGAUUAAAGAGAAUGGAAUCGAUGAAGAACUCCGUGAGUUGAUUGGCUUCAUCACUGCUGUGUGUCCUUGUUACAAAGAAGAAACCAAACAGUUCCCAGGAGAGCUUAAGACUUUAUUAUCCGAGCACCAUCGUGAUUUGAAUCCGGAAUUAAGAGAAAAGAUUAUCCAAUGUCUUGUCAUGUUGAGAAACCGUGACAUCAUUAGUGCUGAAUCUCUUAUUCAAACUAUCUUCCCAUUGCUUACUGAAUAUUCUGCUGUCAAUAACAACACAGAAACUAAUUCCAAAGCCCUUAGAAAGCAAAUUUUCCAUACCCUUGUGACAUUGUUGAAAUCAUUGAAUUCCGGAACUAGAGCCGCGAGAUUGAACAAAACUGUCCAAAACUUGUUUCUUAGUGGCUUAACUAAAGAAAAUGCGUUGUUUGUUACUAAAAUUACUAUCAAGUUGUGGUACUCGCAAAUAUGGAACGAUUCCCGUACCGUGGAAAUUAUGGUCCAGCUGACUCUUAGCGGGGAUGCCAAAGUUUCUGUUGCCGGUGCUAGAUUCUUUUUAGGUGCUGAUAAAGAUUUGUACGAAGAAGGUAAUGAUGAUUCUGAUGAUGAAGUCGAUAUCAGUCAGUUGAAGCAUCAUAUGAAAAUCAACAAGAAGACAAAGAAACAAAGUAAGAAGUUUGAUUCCGCCGUCAAAACCAUCAAGAAAAAGCAAAAUAAGGACCCAAAUAAGGGGACUGCGUUGAAUUUCACCGCUGUUCAAUUAUUGCGUGACCCUCAAGGAUUUGCCGAAAACUUGUUCAAACAAUUGGCCACUACCAGUGCCAGAAAAUUCAACAUGGAACAAAAAAUCAUCUUCAUGAACUUGAUCAGUCGUAUUGUCGGUGUCAACAAGUUACAAUUACUUGGAUUAUACUCUUAUUUCCUCAAAUAUUUGACUCCAAAACAACAAGAUGUCACCAAGAUUUUGGCGGCCUGUGCUCAAUCGUCUCAUGAUCUAGUGCCUCCAGAUGCCAUCAAUAUGGUGGUUCGUAAAAUCGCUGAUGAGUUUGUCAGUGAUGGUGUCAGUACUGAAGUUUGUUCUGCCGGUAUGAACUCCAUUCGUGAGAUUUUGACUCGUGCUCCAUUGGCAAUUGACCAAGCUUUGUUGCAAGAUUUAACCGCUUAUAGCAAGUCUAAAGCGAAGGCCGUUAACAUCGCAGCCAAAUCAUUGAUUUCUCUAUAUAGAGAAGUUGCUCCAGAGAUGUUGAUGCGUAAAGAUCGUGGUAAGGAAGCUAGUAUCAAAUUGCAAGGAUCUAAGAAGGGUAAAAGUUUGCAAUUCGGGGUUGAGAGUUCUGUUCAAGGAAUUCCAGGUAUUGAACUUUUGGAUAAAUGGCGUGAAGAACAGGGUUUGGCGGUUGAUGAUGAAAAUGAAGAGGCUGCCUGGGAAGAACAGCAGAAAGAUUUGAGCGAUGCCGAUGAUAUUGAUGGUGAUUGGGUUACUGUUGAAUCUGACAAGGAAUACGAAAUCAGCGAUGGUGAUGAUGAUAAAGAAGAUGAAGAUGAAAAAAUGGCUGAUGCUGAUGUAAACGAUGAUAGUGAUAGUGACCUUGAUUUGUCUGAUGAUGACGAAUCUAAGAACUUCGCCAAGACUAAAAAGAAUAAGACAAUUAGUAGAAAAGCAAAGAAGAAGAGAAGAGAAAUACAAGAAGCUGAAGAAAAGAAAUACAAUGGUGAUGCCGAGGAAUCCUUCAAGAAACUUGCUGCCAAUCGUAUUCUUACUCCAGCCGAUUUUGCUAAACUUGAAGAAUUGAAGAUGGAAGCCGGGGUUGAAAAGCUCAUGGGUAUCAAGAGCAGUAUUCGUAAUGAAGAAGAAGUUGAUGCCGAUGGUUUGGUGGGUCCAGUUAAGAGAAAACAAACUAAAGAAGAAAGAAUCGAGUCUAUUAGAGAAGGUCGUGAAGGUCGUGAGAAGUUUGGUUCUAGAAGAGGGAAGAUUGCUACUCCACACUCUACUACUAACCGUGAAAAGGCUCGUAAGAAGAAUUUCAUUAUGAUGAUUCACAAGAGACAAGUUCAAGGUAAGGCCAGACGUUCAUUGAGAGAUAAGCAGAAGGUUUUGCAAGCCCAUAUUGAGAAACAGAAAAAGAAGGGCUAUUAG